AAAGAUGAUCAAAAGCCUGUAACGGUUUUCACGUUUCUCUGGAACAACACAGCCACAGCUCUUGGGCGAAGCUAACAAACCUUACAGAACCAGCUCUCAGCUCCAGCUGCAGCUUCCAGUCCAGGCGCUUUUGCGGGUUUUUAGGGUUUAGGAUCUGCUCACAAUGACAGCUCCAUUCUCUUCCGAGUAAGAAACGAGUUGAAAUCGUCCUGAGAGAGAUCUGAUCAUUCCUUUGUUCUCUUCCAAUCCCGUUCCUUCAGCUUCCAUAUUUUCUACUCCAUCCUAAGGCUUAAGCUCGAUUAUUAUCCAUUUUUUGUUCACUUUGUGAGGUCUACUUAAUUCUCCAAUUAGAAUUCCCUGUAUUCUAUUUCUACGAUUUCGUUUGAGUUAUGGAGAAAUGGCGAGGUUCCCGCUUCAAGAUCUGUGGUUUGUUCUUCGAAUCAGGGCUCGACGAAAUUUAUAUACUAUAAUCGAAAGGGUUUUUGGUCAUUUACGUGUUUGGAGUGGGGCGAAGGGCUUCCCUCUUCCAUGAGAGCGUUUGUGAAAAAUGGCGAUGUCUCAGAUUCCAGGCAUCUGGUUAAGUUCUGUUGCUUUGUUGCACCAAACUUAGCGACUGUGUUGGAGCGGUCUCCGGAUUUCCCCGCUUCGAUGAAGAGGUCUCUUCGUCCACUGUUCAGUCUCCUUGUCCUUGCCGUGAUUGUCACUAUAUUGAGCUGCAGGACCGCAGUUCGCCGGAGUUUCGGUGCUUUUCAGCUGGAAAAUGGUGUGUCGAUGAAACUAGCAUUGCCGGUUUUUAACUCGACAUUGCUUAAGAACGCGGCCAUUGAUAUGGGAGAGGCGCAUGUCAAGCAAGAGGUUGAGCAGCUGCUUGAAGGGAACUUUGGUAGCGCAGCAAGGGGCCGUUCAAUCUCAUCGUGGCAGCGUUCGCAUCAAUUCGACAUUCGAAGCAGACCCUCUAGUAGCAGAAUACCAGCCCAAUUGCGCUCUCCCAGGUACUACAGGCUCUGGUCGGAAUUCCGGAAAGUCCUCCGUGAUUGGUUCAGGAAUAAGCGGUAUCAACCCGAGAUCAUGUCGGAGUUGAUCAAACAGGUAAAAAGGCCAGUCGAUAGGCACUAUGGGCUUGCUGAUUCCGACCGUCCCUAUGCUUCUUGUGCAGUUGUCGGGAACAGUGGAAUUUUGCUCAAGGCAGAGUAUGGAGAGUUCAUUGACAGCCACGAGUUUGUCAUCCGACUGAACAAUGCCAGGAUCGAGGGGUUUCAACGCAAUGUAGGGUCAAAAACCAGUAUCUCAUUCGUGAAUAGUAAUAUCUUGCAUCUCUGUGCCCGGAGAAAUGGCUGCUUCUGCCACCCUUAUGGCGAAAAGGUCCCAGUCAUUAUGUACAUUUGCCAACCAGUGCAUUUCUUGGAUUACACUCUCUGCAAUUCAUCUCAUAAAGCUCCAUUGCUAGUUACAGAUCUCCGGUUCGAUGUCUUGUGUGCUCGUAUUGUCAAGUACUAUUCCAUGAAAAGCUUCCUAGACGAGACAGGGAAAUCCCCUGAAGAAUGGGCACCUGCCCAUGAUGGUAGCUUGUUCCAUUAUUCUUCUGGUAUGCAAGCUGUCAUGCUAGCACUGGGAAUUUGCGACAAAGUUAGUAUGUUUGGUUUUGGAAAAUCAGUUCAAGCAAAGCAUCAUUAUCAUACCAAUCAGAAGGCAGAGCUUCAUUUGCAUGAUUAUGAAGCAGAGUAUGCCUUUUACAAUGAUUUGAUUGAGAGACCACGGGUAAUACCGUUCCUUUCUGACAAAUUCAAGGUUCCUCCUGUGGCCAUAUAUUAUUGAGCUGUUAAUAGUUAACUUUUCAGGGUUCCGUGGAAUCUGUUCACUAGUCAUCAAGUUCUAGUUGUUUGUUGAAGCUGUAAUAGUAGUUUCCUACGACCCAAAAGGAAAUGAGAAGAAAUUUGAAGUAUUUUGUKGUCUGGAAACUUAAUUUAAAUGUUGUCAUUAAGUGGCAAGAAAUGCUGUAAAGGAAAGAAUGCUACUCCCAAAUUUAGACUGGGAUAAGGAUUUCUGUAAAAGAAAGACUUUAAUUUACGAAGGAUAAAUCACAUCUCAUGUGUGCUACCAA
Nelumbo nucifera (sacred lotus) is the source of this 2101-nucleotide messenger RNA. NCBI's taxonomy places the organism in Eukaryota, Viridiplantae, Streptophyta, Magnoliopsida, Proteales, Nelumbonaceae. The record is from RefSeq and is a predicted model, not a curated record.